CAGGGCAACACGCGCGUUUUCAAGUGAACUUCAAGUGAAUAGCAUGAAAAACCCAUAUCAGAACAAUAUAUAUUUUAGAAAAAAACAAUUUCAUUUAAAUUAAGACAAAAGCCUCAACAAAAUGUUUAGAUCGGGUAUAUUAAGCAAAGAUUUUCGGCGACAGCUGCUGGUGACAUUGAGUGCAAUACUUAUCACACUUUGCCAUGGCAUUGGAUUGGGUUGGCUGUCUCCGAUGCUGCCGCAGCUGCAGUCCUCAAUGGAGACGCCUGUCGACUUUGUGAUUGAUGUGCAUGAGUCCUCAUGGCUAGGGGCCAUGCUCAGUUUGGGUGCUUUAACUGGCAAUUUUCUCUUCUCCUACAUCAUGAACCGUUUUGGACGUAAAGUGGCGCUCUAUGGCCUCGCCUUGCCGAACACGUGUAUUUGGUUUUUGUUUUACUUCGCGGAAUCCAUUGAAAUGCUUUACGUGGCCAGAAUUUGUGCCGGACUAACGGGCGGCGGCAUGUCCUUGGUGUUGCCCAUUUUCAUUGGCGAAAUAGCCGACAGGAGCAUACGUGGUCGACUAUGCUCCUUCUUCAACCUGGCUAUAAAUUUUGGUAUAUUGCUGGGCUUCAUUAUUUCAUCGCAUGUGCCUUACCAUGUGAUUCCUUGUGCCGUAGUGGCUCUUCCCCUUAGUUAUCUCUUUCUAACCACACGAUUUCCGGAAACACCACAACAGCUUGUCAAAUGGGGCAGGGAGGAGGACGCAAAGCGCUCUUUGAAAUAUUACUGCAAUUGCGAUGGUCCGUCACCUAGCAGGAAGUCCAUUCAGGCUUAUCAAAGGCAAUUCGAAGAAAUGAGAGAGAGCCUUCAGCAGCAAGUCAAGAACAACUGCAAUGUGGAUCUAAGCAUGGCUGAUUUCUGCAACAAGCGCGCCUUGAAGGCCAUCAUCACUGGAAUAAUGUUAAUGCUGUGCUACAUAUUUACUGGGACGUUCUCCUUCAUCAACUACAUGUCAAGCAUCUUCGAGAGAGUUCACACGCAGCUGGAUCCCAAUACUAAUACGAUUAUCAUUGGGGCUGUGCAGAUUGUGGGCACGCUGGCAUCCAUCUAUUUAGUGGAUCGUUAUGGACGCAAGAUACUUCUAAUUAUUUCGUGUGUGGGAAGUGCACUGGGCACCGGAGCAUUUGGCCUUUAUGCUUUUUAUGGGGAGGAAACGGACACGGAUUUAAGCGUACUCUCUGCCUGGUUGCCUGUGACAAUAAUGGGCUUUAUCAUAUUCUUGGCCAAUGUUGGCAUAAUAUCUGUUGCUAUGGUCGUGUUGGUUGAGGUCCUUCCACAGAGGAUUCGGGCUUUUGCUACAAGCUUGUGCUUGGCUUGCCUUAGCUGCUUUUCGUUUAUAGCGCUUAAGUGUUUCCCUCUAAUGAUGGAGUACCUGGGACUGGCAGCCACUAUGUGGGGCUGUUCAGCGGUUAGCACGUUCUGCCUUUUCUAUAUGGUAGUCUUCCUUGAGGAGACAAAAGGCAAAUCUAUGUACUAUUAAUAAGGGAUAUAUAUAAUUAAAUAUUACUUGUAACAAAACACGAAAUAAGUAAGAA
Drosophila hydei is the source of this 1574-nucleotide messenger RNA. Its product is annotated as facilitated trehalose transporter Tret1-like. Gene Ontology annotation, biological process: transmembrane transport; carbohydrate transport. The record is from RefSeq and is a predicted model, not a curated record. The transcript is spliced from 5 exons. Gene Ontology annotation, cellular component: membrane. Bases 122 to 1519 code for a protein of 465 amino acids. NCBI's taxonomy places the organism in Eukaryota, Metazoa, Arthropoda, Insecta, Diptera, Drosophilidae. Gene Ontology annotation, molecular function: sugar transmembrane transporter activity.